Molecule: messenger RNA, 468 nt
Organism: Heterobilharzia americana
Lineage: Eukaryota; Metazoa; Platyhelminthes; Trematoda; Strigeidida; Schistosomatidae
Source: the annotation of a GenBank genome assembly
AUGGCGUCAGGUUUUCGUAGUGCUGCUUGGGAUCCCUUUUUGAUAAUCAGUCAGAUAAUAUUUAUGCAGUGUGUUUUCUAUAUCUCUGCUGGUUUGGUUUCCGGGAUUUUAUUACUAAUCUUCUCAGGAGAUCUACCAACAUUAGAUAUGCUUUUUAUGGAUUCAAAAGUACACUUUCCAGAUCCUGUCGGAAUUUGUCUAUUCACCGGUUUCCUAUUGACGCCUUUAGUUUGCAGUGUCGGUCUAUGGCGUCUGAUAAAGCGAAGUAAACAGUGUCUUGAUUUCUCUUGUACAAUUCAUUUUUGGCAUUUUAUUUUUUGUGUUGCUUAUUCGCAUACAUUUCCACGUUCUGUACUUUGGUGGAUUGUUAAUCUGGUCUCUAUUGGUAUUAUGACCGUUAUGGGUGAAUUUCUGUGUAUGCGAACAGAAAUGGCGGCGAUUCCUUUGGCGUCUACGUUUUCCAGUUAG